AUGGGUCUGUUCAAGCGCAAGGACUCGACCAGGUCGGCGCACAGCGAACGGGACGAGCGCGAAUCCUUUGUCUCCGUCAACAGCGCCCGCACAUCCAACACAUCGCUGCGCUCGCCCGGCUACAAGGGCAGUGCUCUACCGGCCUCCAUCCCCGAGAUGCCCAUUGCACGCCCGCCCGACCCGGCAUUAGACCCCGCCGCGUAUCUGCGCAGCAUCCACGCCGUGCGCGAACGGACCACGGUCGUGUUCAACAAGGCCAAGAAGAAUCAGCUGAACCAUUUUGAUGUCGAUCUCUCCAAGUUCCAGGCGACGGCCUCGUACGUCGUGUCCAUCAUCAAAAGAGACUACGCCCCAGAAUACGAGUCGAUCCCGCCGCACGGCCGCUGGCAGCACUUCGACAUCGGUGGCCGCCCACGCAUCCAGCAGCUGCUUCAGUCUUGGCCCUCCCGCAUCGACGCGCAGGAGCGCACCCGUCGCUUGAUCGAUCUUUUUGUGGUCUCGGUCCUGCUGGAUGCGGGCGCGGGAAACAGAUGGUCCUACAAAUCCAAAGAAUCGGGCAAGAUCUAUUCGCGCAGUGAAGGUCUGGCCGUGGCGAGUCUCGAGAUGUUCAAGACGGGCCUGUUCAGUAGCGAUCCCACCGAGCCAUGCCAGGUGGACGGAGCGGGGCUGAAGAAAGUGACGGUGGAGAUAUUGGCCAGGGGUAUGCAGCACUCCGAAUCAAAUCCGCUGGCUGGGCUUGAGGGCCGUGCGGGGUUGUUGGUACGCUUAGCGGAGGCGCUGAACAACCAGGACUUUUUUGGGGUCGAUGCCCGACCAGGAAACAUGCUAGACUACCUUCUCAGCCACCCGUCGACCCUGGCUUCCUCCGUGCCCAUUGUCCCAAUCACCACGUUAUGGACGGUGCUCAUGGAUGGGCUCUCUCCAAUCUGGCCGCCCUCUCGAACCCAGGUUGACGGAAUAUCCAUCGGAGACGCCUGGCUCCCCCCGGCGCAGCCGUGGGAAAGCAUAGUCCCCUUCCACAAGCUGACCCAAUGGCUUUGUUACUCCAUCAUGGUCCCCAUGUCGAAAUUAAUGCAUAUCCACUUCGCCGGCGGAGAUCUCCUGACUGGCCUGCCAGAGUAUCGCAACGGCGGGCUUCUCAUCGAUAUGGGUUUGAUGACCCUCAAGCCUCGAGAUCUGGAGCGUGGCAUCGAAUCCUACCACGAAAACGCCCGGAUUAAAGGCCAGCCCAACAUGGAAGUGGUUCCGCUAUUUUCCACCGAUGAUGAUGUGAUCGUCGAGUGGCGCGCCGCUACUGUUGGGUUCUUGGACGAGCUCCUCGACGAGGUGAACUCCCAAUUGGGGCUACGAGCUGCGGAGGACCAAUUGACGCUGGCGCAGAUGCUGGAAGCAGGCACAUGGAAGGGCGGCCGUGAAAUCGCUGAGGUCUCCAGACCCAACACCAAAGAACCACCGAUCAUGAUUCGAUCCGAUGGCACCGUUUUUUAA
Penicillium lagena is the source of this 1488-nucleotide messenger RNA. Its product is annotated as URC4/urg3 family protein. The record is from RefSeq and is a predicted model, not a curated record. Lineage: Eukaryota; Fungi; Ascomycota; Eurotiomycetes; Eurotiales; Aspergillaceae. Bases 1 to 1488 code for a protein of 495 amino acids. The transcript has 4 exons.